GUGCCAUGGGGGCAUCGUCUUUCAGCAUUCUCAUUAAUUACACGCCGCACUAAUUAGCCUGUAACGGAAUAGCGAAAGGAUUAUCUCCUUCGUUCCCACCUGGAUGGAUGCCUUCGCACUUCUGGUAUUUCCCCAAAAUUUAUUGUCACGCACGAGCUGCUGGCAGAAUAAUCGAGUGGAAUCGCGUCCAGUCAUCAGUCAACCAACCUUUGUGCGUCGCUGGGGUUUGCUCCCCAGCCUUCGGCAGACGCAUUGAACCAACAAAAAACGGCAAACGACCCGACUUCAUUACAGGCCCAUUAAAAUCGGUCCAAAUUCGGCUAUAUAAAGCGGCUGGCGGCGGGCUAGAAAAAUUUUAUUCUUUUUGCAGCGCCGCAGUGGCGAUUAAUCACUAAAUUAUAAACAUGCAAAAAUCGAUCGUUUGUUUUGGCUUUCUGCUCUUUUUGCUGGAAUGUUCGCAAGCGGCAUUUAACUGCUCUGCGCCGCCGAAUUUCAAUAAUUUUGACAUUAACACUUGCUGUCGAACUCCGGAGUUGGAUAUGGGUGACGUGCCCCAGAAGUGCCACAAACAUGUGAGUGGCUUAAAGUCAGCGAACUCUAAGUAUCCCAGCUUUGCCCACCUGUGCUAUCCUGAUUGCAUUUAUCGCGAGACAGGAGCUUUGGUCAAUGGAAAAAUAAGAAUGGAGAGGGUAAAGCAGUAUUUGGAACAACAUGUUCAUCGGCGGGACCAGGAUAUUGUUACCAAUAUAGUCCGAUCCUUUGAGUCCUGCCUGUCCAACAUUAAGGGUCACAUGCAGUCAUUGGGCAUUGAGUCCUACAAAGUCCUGCCGCACGGCUGUUCACCUUUCGCCGGGAUAAUAUAUAGUUGCGUGAAUGCCGAGACCUUUCUUAAUUGCCCUCCGAAAAUGUGGAAAAACGAGAGACCCUGCAAUUUGGCCAAGGAAUUCGCAGAGCAGUGCAACCCUCUUCCACAUGUUCCGCUCCCCAGCAGUUGAUUUCAAAUAAAGAUCUUUU
This is a messenger RNA of Drosophila ficusphila, 1014 nucleotides long. RefSeq lists its product as uncharacterized. The coding region runs from base 405 to 995 and encodes 196 amino acids. Lineage: Eukaryota; Metazoa; Arthropoda; Insecta; Diptera; Drosophilidae. The transcript has 5 exons. The record is from RefSeq and is a predicted model, not a curated record.